GUGAAAAUUAAAUCUAAACAAUAAUUUUAAGACAGAGAAAAUAAAUAAAAAAGGCAAAAAUAUUACGCAAGAUGCAUUACUUAUUAGACUACAUUGAAUUUAGAAAAAAAAAUCUUCCAUCCUGCCAGCAGACUUCUGCUCAUCAUACGUACUCACAACAUCAAACAUGACUCAAACAGACUCCGAAGUUGAAUCCUACCCUCCAUUAUUCCGACCAAAGAAAACCCUCCAAACAACUGAUGAUAUCAAACUAGAUCACGCGACUUUUGACAACUCCGAUGAAUCGAACCAACCCACGAAUUCCAAGGUCCUAGAGUUCGAUUCCGAAUUCGACCCGCUUCCAGUGAUAGAUUUCAAGAGCUUAAACAACACAAAGCUGGACGAGGCUUGCCGGGAAUGGGGGAUGUUCCGGCUGAUCAACCACGGGAUUCCGAUGACCCUUUUGAACCAACUUCACACACAAGCCCGGCAAGUGCUUUCCCUUCCAUUUGAAUACAAACAAGCUUCUUUCACUCCUCCUAUGUCCUACUUUUGGGGAACCCCUGGCCUAACUCCAUCUGGGGUCGCCAUAACAAGACCUCAAAACUUGAAUUGGAUCGAGGGUUUUCAUGUACUCUUAAGUCCUUUACCUCAGCUUCUCUAUGAAGAUCCGCUUCUCGAUUCUUUCAGAAGCAUACUGGAUGAAUACGGGAGGCACCAAAGAAGGGUGGCGACAACAAUGUUGGAAGCCAUGGCAAUAAAUCUACAACUGGAUCCUAUGCGUACCAAGUCAUAUUUAUCUCCUGGUACGGGUCACCUGAGAGUUCACAGGUACCCACGUUGUUUUGAUCAGUACUCUGAUGAUGUUCCUCCACAAAACAAUGAUGAUCAUCAUCAUCAUCAGGCCCAACCACAACAACAUUUCCAGGCCCGAUGGGGCAUCGAUGUCCACACCGACAGCUCCAUUCUCUCCAUCCUCCACCAAGACGACGUUGGCGGUCUCCAAGUCUACAACACUUCCGAUCAUCAAUGGUUCAACGUCAAACCUCAAUUCGAUUCUCUCAUCGUCAACCUUGGCGACAUGAUGCAGGUCCGUCAUUGUUUUUUUUUUUCUCGUACAUAUUUUUCAGUGAAAUAAUUACUCUGAUAACACGACUUAUACAAGAUGAAAAUUACUAAUUAAUGUGUAAAUGGCAUUUGUCUAAUUCAUCUCAUUUUAUAGAAAUUUAUUCCCUCCGUCUCAUAAAAAUAAUCCAUUUUUGACUCAAAACUCAAAAGUGGAUUAUUUUUCUGGGACGGAGGGAGUAUUAUGCAAAAUGUAAAGUUUCUUUCAAUCCUUUUUUUGGGAUCCUAGGCUAUGAGUGAUGACAACUAUAUAGCUGCAAAGCAUAGAGUGAAAGUGAACAAGCACAAGGAGAGAAUCUCUGUGGGGUGUUUCGUGUUGGCUCAUGAAGAUGCUGUGAUUGAGAGCUCAAAAUACAAGCCCUUUACUUAUGCUGAUUUUCGCGCUGAAGUCCAACAAGAUUUGAAGACCGUGGGCUAUAAAAUUGGGCUCCCAAAGUUCAGGCUUAAUAAUGAAUAAUGAUGCCUUUUAGUCGAAGGCAUUGUACGAGGUUGAGACCGUAAUCAUAUGAACUCAGUUCAUACUUCAUAGUACAACAAAAGAUUUCUGCCGUGGGUUGUACUCCGUUCAGUCCUUAAUAUGAGACAUUUUGAUCUUAUUUUAGGUUUAAGUUGAUAUAUAUUUUUAAUUACCAAAAAAAUUUUAAAAAUAUAUCUUCACAUUCGUUGUAUUCUCUUGAUUGUUAAGAAAUAUUUUUAAAGUUUUUUUACCAAUUAAAAAUACGUACUAGAUUAAACUUAGGACAAAUCAAAAUGCCUUAUAUUAAGGACCAGAGAGAGUAGUUCUUUGCUUUUGUUCGUUCGGAAGUCAAAAUUUGACUUCUUUAAACUUAUGAUCCGAGAGGUUUUUGACUCGGGUGCAAGUAUUAUUUUCGUUUUAGUUAAAUAUAGAUUAGAACCCAAUUUCCUCUUCUUCUUCUUCUUCUUUUUUUUUUUUUUUUUUUUUUAAACAAGUGGACACCAAUUAAAACUAACUACAACAUACGGUUUUCUUUUGGGUGUGAGGAU
Oldenlandia corymbosa var. corymbosa is the source of this 2109-nucleotide messenger RNA. Lineage: Eukaryota; Viridiplantae; Streptophyta; Magnoliopsida; Gentianales; Rubiaceae. The record is from the annotation of a GenBank genome assembly.